This is a messenger RNA of Gracilinanus agilis (Agile Gracile Mouse Opossum), 650 nucleotides long. RefSeq names its product eukaryotic translation initiation factor 5A2 (gene EIF5A2). The record is from RefSeq and is a predicted model, not a curated record. The coding region runs from base 116 to 577 and encodes 153 amino acids. The transcript is spliced from 5 exons. Gene Ontology annotation, biological process: positive regulation of translational termination; positive regulation of translational elongation. NCBI's taxonomy places the organism in Eukaryota, Metazoa, Chordata, Mammalia, Didelphimorphia, Didelphidae. Gene Ontology annotation, molecular function: RNA binding; ribosome binding; translation elongation factor activity.
UUGGGCUCUCGGGGGAAGGACAGCACACCCCAAGUUGUGGGGUAAAGAGAGGAGACGGAGCACCGCCCUAAACCUGGGAGUUCCCGCAGCAGCAGGACCACCGCCCCGACCCACCAUGGCUGAUGAGAUCGACUUCACCACCGGGGAUGCCGGGGCUUCCAGCACGUACCCGAUGCAGUGCUCAGCCCUGCGCAAGAAUGGCUUCGUGGUGCUCAAGGGCCGGCCCUGCAAGAUCGUGGAAAUGUCAACUUCUAAGACGGGCAAGCAUGGCCAUGCCAAGGUUCACCUGGUUGGAAUUGAUAUUUUCACGGGCAAAAAAUAUGAAGAUAUUUGUCCUUCUACUCACAACAUGGAUGUUCCAAAUAUCAAGAGAAAUGAUUAUCAAUUGAUAUGCAUUCAGGAUGGUUACCUAUCCCUGCUGACAGAAACUGGUGAAGUUCGUGAGGAUCUUAAGGUACCAGAAGGUGAAUUGGGCAAAGAAAUUGAAGGAAAAUACAAUGCUGGUGAAGAUGUGCAGGUUUCUGUCAUGUGUGCAAUGAGUGAAGAAUAUGCUGUAGCCAUAAAGCCCUGCAAAUAAACAGAACCCUCAGGCUCAAGCAAAAUGCUUAGGUCUGGCUAAACCACAGGGCUUCACUUUGGUUCUUACUGUC